Molecule: messenger RNA, 1617 nt
Organism: Panonychus citri (citrus red mite)
Lineage: Eukaryota; Metazoa; Arthropoda; Arachnida; Trombidiformes; Tetranychidae
Product: glyceraldehyde-3-phosphate dehydrogenase 1-like
Exons: 3
Coding region: 174-1172 (332 amino acids)
Biological process (GO): glucose metabolic process
Molecular function (GO): oxidoreductase activity, acting on the aldehyde or oxo group of donors, NAD or NADP as acceptor; NADP binding; NAD binding
Source: RefSeq, a predicted model, not a curated record
UUCCCUUUUUUUCGGCUUCGAAAUUAGGUAAUGUUCCCUUUCUUCCUCAUGAAAGAAAAGGUUAAAAUUGCUCAUAAGAGAAACGAUCAACUCAUUGAGUCACUUUUCUUUAAAUCUUCAACUUGUUUCUCUUUAAUCAGUCUAAACUUAGUUUACGUUUAAGUUUAACCAACAUGCCUACUAUUGGAAUCAACGGUUUUGGUCGAAUUGGGCGACUUGUCCUUCGUGCUUGUAUUGAGAAAAAGUUGCCUGUAGCAGCCAUUAAUGAUCCUUUCAUUGAUGUUAACUACAUGAUCUACAUGUUCAAACAUGAUUCAACUCAUGGACAAUUCAAAGGUGAAAUCAAGGAAGAAGGUGGUAUGAUGGUUGUAUCUGGUCAACGUAUUCGAGUUUUCGGUGAGAAAAAUCCAGCUGAUAUUCCAUGGGGUAAGGCUGGUGCUGAAUAUGUUGUUGAGUCUACUGGUGUUUUUACUACUGUUGAAAAAUGUCAAGGUCAUAUUGCUGGUGGUGCUAAGAAGGUCAUCAUUUCUGCUCCUUCUGCUGAUGCACCAAUGUUUGUCAUGGGAGUUAACCAUGAAUCCUAUGAUCCAGCUAUGAAUGUUAUCUCUAAUGCUUCAUGUACAACCAAUUGUCUUGCUCCUUUGGCCAAGGUCAUCAAUGACGCUUUCGGUAUUGAAGAAGGUUUAAUGACCACUGUCCAUGCCAUAACAGCUACACAAAAAACUGUUGAUGCUCCAUCAGCUAAAGCAUGGAGAGAUGGGCGUGGAGCUUUCCAAAACAUUAUACCUGCCGCUACCGGUGCUGCCAAGGCUGUCGGUAAAGUUAUUCCCGAUUUGAAUGGUAAACUUACCGGUAUGGCUUUCCGUGUACCCGUUCCUGAUGUUUCAGUAGUUGAUUUAACUUGCCGAUUGAAAAAAGAAGCUACUUAUGAAGAAAUCUGUGCUGUUGUCAAGGCUGCAUCCGAAAGCGAUCAAUGGAAAGGUAUUCUUGGCUAUGUUGAUGAAUUUGUUGUAUCAUCCGAUUUCGUUGGAAGUACUCACAGCUCAGUUUUUGACGCUAAAGCCGGAAUCUCUUUGAACACCAAGUUCGUCAAGUUGAUCUCCUGGUAUGACAAUGAAUAUGGUUACAGUAACCGAAUUGCUGAUUUAAUCAAGUAUAUCUCUACUCGUUAAACCUUGAAAAGGUCCAAACCCAAAGCAUUUUCAACAAAAUAAGAAGAGUAGUAGUAAUCAACAAAUCGUAAUUUUCAAUUAAUUCACAGUCCAAAUUUAAUGCGUCAAUCGUUUUACCGGAAAGCUACACAAUCAUAUUUACAUUUAAACGCAAACAUCUUAUCAUGAAAGAGAAAAUAAUUUCCUCUAAAUUCAUUUUAGUUCUGAUGAUAAUUAAAUCUAAAUAUCAUCUUUUCCCCCCUCUCUUAUAAUUAAUAGUUUUCUCUUCUAUCUUCUAGUAAUUAGUUAAAUUGUCCGAGUCAAUAAGAAAAAAAAAUUCUAUCUCUACAUCCAAAAGACAAGUUACAUUAAUCAAAAUCUUUAUUCUCUUUGUGAUUCUAAUCAAUUUUAACUUUAAAUUAUGUUUUGAGUGAAAUUAAAUGUGGUUUAAUUAUCUUAAACAAAA